CAGAGGAAGUGGUGACGCAUAGUGUUCACAGGUUACUUUCGGUUUGUAUGAUUUUAGAAGUUAAACCAGAUAAAGUCCUGAUAUCCCCACGGAGAAAGAAGGUUCACCUGUUCAGGCAGGAGAUGGAGUUUCAGCAGAUGCUGUUGACAGUGCAGGAGUCUCUCAGUGGAGAUGAGGUGCAGGACCUGGUGUUCCUGUGCUCCGAUCUGCUCAGUCUAAAAUACCUCAGUGCUGUGUCCACAGCCAGCGAGCUGUUCGUUCUGCUUGAGACCAGAGAUCUGCUGUCACCCGAGGAUCCAUCUCUGCUCCUAGAGCUGCUCAAGAUCACGAAACGUCACGGCCUGAUCCGGAACCUGUGCUUAGAUGCACAUAUGCAAACUAGAGGUCAGAUCUCCUCCUACAGACAGUUGUUGUUUGAGCUGUCAGAGUCCAUCACUGGCGAGGACCUGAAAAACAUAAAAUUCCUGCUGAUUAAAACACUACCACGCAAAAAACUGGAGCAGGACAUAACGCUGUUGCAACUGUUUGUGGAGCUAGAAAAGGAAGACCUUUUGAAUGAAAAUAAUUUGGACCUUCUGCAGGGAAUGAUAGGAAAAAUCAAUCCUUCUUUAGAAAAAAUCAUUAUUCUUUAUAAAACAAAGAAUAGUGAAAUGUUCCAUGCGCAGGAGACUGGGAAUAUUUCUUCUUCAGCUGAGGCAGAAUGGAACAACACAAUGCCCUCACCACUGACAUCUCACUCAUCAGUUGAUAUAAUGGGGGAGCAGGUGGAUAGACUUUUCCUGACUGAAGCUGCUGAGUCUAUUGCAGAUCAGAGCCAGCAUCUGGAAUUCAACUCAGAGAUUGAAAAUGAGUCAGUUACUGAGAAUCUAGAGAUCCAGAAGUAUGAGAUGGAGGGUGACUGGAGAGGAUUCUGUGUAAUCAUCAAUAAUUAUGAUUUCAAUGCAUGCGACUUGCCGGAAAGAAAAGGAACAGACAUCGAUCAAAAGACGUUAGUGGCUGUGUUCAAGUGGUUGGGAUUUGAUGUCCUGACCAAACAGGACUGCAGUCGAGAGCAAAUACUUAAGGUGCUAAUCGACCUGGGCCAUCGUGACCACUCUCGGGCAGAUUGUGUGGUGUGCUGUGUGCUCAGCCAUGGACGUGUGGAUGGUGUAGUUGGGGUUGAUGGACAGAUUGUCACCUUUAAGGAGCUGAUGAAUCCUCUGCAGUGCCCUACUCUCUACCAGAAACCCAAGCUCUUUUUCAUCCAGGCCUGCAGGGGCACAAGUCGUCAGAGUGCUGUGGGUCCGCAGACCAACAGAGCUGAUGACAUGACAGUCAGUGAUGCAGCUGUGUCCAGUGACACCAUACCUGAGGCUGCAGACUACCUGUUAGCCAUGUCCACUGUACCUCACCAUGUCUCCUACAGGGACCCAAACAUAGGAACCUGGUUCAUACAGUCACUCUGCUCUAACCUGCAACAGCUGGUGCCAAGGGGUUAUGAUCUGCUGUCCAUUCUGACUAAGGUGAACUUUGAUGUGAGCAGAAAGACAUGCAAAUAUGACGUGAAAAAGCAGAUGCCACAACCAGAGUUCACCCUCACAAAGAGAGUUGUUUUCCCUGUGCCAAAAACCUGUCCACCCCUUCAAUAAUGCCAUGCUGCACUCCACUCUUGACUCAUACAGUGUACUAGUGUGUGUGUAUGUACUCUCACAAACACCAGGAUGUGCUAAAAAUGUUUACAUGUUCUGAUGAUGAUUGUAAUUGUUUGAUUUAUGUGUUUAAAGUCAGGGAAAAGAAGACAGACAGUACUGUAUGCCUAUAUGGUAGUUUACACAGUUUUUGUUGCAUUUAUUAAAGUAUUGUUAAUUGUUAAUUAUGUUAACUAAUGUAGUUAUGUAAGGGAUAAUGUACAGUCAGCUGGUUGUUAUCACACAAUAAACCCCCACAGGGUGAUCAGGACUCCGAUGCGAAGCGGUCAUCUCUUGUAUCACCCUGAAGGUUCAUUGUGCAAUAAACACAGACUGACUGUACAUUAUUCCACUUAUUACAAGGCUAUUAUCCAAAUAAAUAAACAAAUACAUGGAAAUAAAAUAUGGAUUUGAAAUUAUGUAAUUUGAGAAGAAAUAAAUCACUGAAAAUCUGAAAUCAGUUCUGUUGGGGUUUACUUUGUAAUGACCGUCUGACUCCUCAAUGUUCAGCCUAUGACUAGACUACUUUCCA
This is a messenger RNA of Xyrauchen texanus (razorback sucker), 2199 nucleotides long. It is a transcript of the gene casp10, whose product is annotated as caspase 10, apoptosis-related cysteine peptidase. Gene Ontology annotation, molecular function: protein binding; cysteine-type endopeptidase activity. The record is from RefSeq and is a predicted model, not a curated record. Gene Ontology annotation, biological process: proteolysis; regulation of apoptotic process. The transcript is spliced from 12 exons. Lineage: Eukaryota; Metazoa; Chordata; Actinopteri; Cypriniformes; Catostomidae. The coding region runs from base 48 to 1628 and encodes 526 amino acids.